GAAUACACAGGCCAGAUGUUCACUGUGUUGAUUUUCAAAUCCUCCUGGGCCUGUAAGGGGGAGAGAGAGAGAUUGGUAGUUAAAUCCACUGGCUCUAAGACUUAAAACCAGAUAUUCUGACCCUGGCCUAACAGUCCCAUGCUGCACGCCUCAUGGCACAGGGAGUCCAGAUAAAGCAUCAACAUCUCAGCCAGCAGAGCCACCAGUGCCUUACAUACAGCCUUUGAGGUCCAACCCCCUGCCAUGUAGGUUUGCAGAAGCCCCAGCCCACGAACAUCUAAGAACCUGAACAUGGACUUCCAGUUGCUACAGAUCUAAGUAUGUCAGACCCAGGGUUCCAGCCACUCAGCCCCUUUGUAAGCUCAGAGUCCCUCCCACCUGUCUAGCCAGCUGCGCAGCGUGGGAACAUCCCAGCUGGACUGCAUGGAGCCGUCAGGACAAGCUGCGCAAUUCCCAGCCUCCCGGCUUGCCAGAGCCAGGACACCACCACCUCCCAUCCGUCGCCCAGCAACCAAGGCCGAGGGGCCCCAUCGGCUAGAGUGGAGACGGGCAGGAACGGCACUACGGGGUCCUGGGAAAGAAGGGGCUGGGGUCCCGGAUUCUUGAAUCUCAGGACGUGCUACGGUUUGAGGCGAUAACAAGGCAGUAGAGGGAUAUUUUCAGAAACGUGGAGAGCUGAGUCCCCUUUUUCGGGGAUCCCAGCUGGACUCCGGGACCCAGCUGCCCUCUCCCCGACCCUCAACCCCAGGGAAGUACCGGGCCGCGCCUCCCAGGGCGCGGAAACUGGCUAGGCCCUGGGGACUCCCAUUUAUAGCUCAGUUUCCACUCAGCGCAGUCCCUCCAGGACCCGAGCUGAGCAACUUUCUUCCAUUCUCUCCCUUCCCUCCUCCUCACCCCCAGCCCUCACCCCAUACACACACACACCCCGACACACACAGGGCGCAGAUGUCCAGCCUAGGCAAGACCCCCACUUUAGAUCCAGGUGUUCCGACUCCCAGACCCCAACUGGGGUGAGCGCCCGCCCUCGGAGUAGCCCCUGCCCCGCGCACCCCAUUCAUCCACGUGCAGGCAGCGGGAGUUUCUCAACGGGAAGAGGGCGGGGCGAGCGGGACCCGGCUCCUCUACCCCACUCCCCACCCCCAGAGUCUUGCAGAUUCUGGGGCGCAGAACUGGCAGGCGUUUCAGACCGACCGAAGCUGUGGAUGAGUAGACUUCGGGGACCCGGGACAGUGACGGGAGGGGGGGUUCUCCAGGCACUGCACGCGAAGAGUGGGGCCCGAAGGGGUUCCAAUCCGGGUAGGGAGAGGUGUGCCGCUCAGUGAGAAAUUGGAGGGAAGCCAGAGCAGCCCCAAGUCGUGAGGACCUUGGGGGACACACACCGAGGAUGCUGGUCGCCGCCCUCCUCGUCCUCCUCUUCUGCUUCAGGGGGCGCGCAGGUACCGGAUGGGGAGCAGAUGGAUACAGUUUGCCAGUCUCCGCUUUACCCCCCUGGGGGGGAUGGCGAAUGCUGCGGCUAAGUGGGGAGCGUUGAGUUUCUGAUUCUGGGGACUGGACUCCUGCGUCGUUGAAUGAGAGAGCUCUUGAAUAUGCAAAGCUCAGCUCUGCUGACCCCUAUUCUCCUAGGUCUGUCGCCCCACUUCCUAAAACAGCCGGAGGACCUCGUGGUGCUGCUGGGGGAGGAAGCUUGGCUGCCCUGUGCUCUGGGAGCGUACAGGGGGCUUGUGCAGUGGACUAAGGAUGGGCUGGCUCUAGGCGGCGAGAGGGACUUGCCAGGGUGGUCCCGGUACUGGAUAUCGGGGAAUGCAGCCAUGGGCCAGCAUGAUCUCCACAUUAGGCCCGUGGAGCUAGAAGAUGAGGCAUCAUAUGAAUGUCAGGCUACACAAGCUGGCCUCAGAUCUCGACCAGCCCAAUUGCGAGUGUUGGUGCCCCCAGAACCCCCCCAGGUGCUGGGUGGGCCCUCUGUGUCUCUGGUUGUUGGCGUUCCUGCAAACCUGACCUGCCGGAGUCGAGGGGUUGCCCGCCCUACCCAGGAGCUUCUGUGGUUCCGAGAUGGAGUCCAACUGGAUGGGACUACCUUUCACAAGACUCUGCUGAAGGAAGGAACCACUGGGUCAGUGGAGAGCACAUUAUUCCUGACCCCUUCCAGCCAUGAUGAUGGAGCUACUCUGGUCUGCAGAGCCCGGAGCCAGGCCCUGCCCACAGGAAGGGACACAGUUGUCACGCUGAGCCUACAGUAUCCUCCAGUGGUGACUCUGUCUGCUGAGCCACAGACUGUUCAGGAGGGACAGAAGGUCACUUUCUUGUGUCAGGCCACAGCCCAGCCUCCAGUCACUGGCUACAGGUGGGCAAAGGGGGGCUCCCCGGUGCUCGGGGCCCGCGGACCAAGGUUGGAGAUUGUGGCAGAUGCCUCGUUUCUGACUGAACCUGUGUCCUGCGAGGUCAGCAACGCUGUGGGUAGCGCCAACCGCAGCACCGCGCUGGACGUGCUGUUUGGGCCAGUCCUGCAAGCAAGGCCGGAAGCCAAGUCAGUGGACGUGGGGGAAGAUGCCUCCUUUAGCUGUGCUUGGCGUGGGAACCCCCUCCCCCAGAUAACCUGGACCCGCCGUGGUGGUACACAGGUGCUGAGCUCCGGGCCCAUCCUGCGGCUUCCAUCCGUGGCACCUGAGGAUGCAGGCGACUAUGUGUGCAGAGCUGAGCCGGGGCACUCAGGCCUGGGGGGCGGUGCAGCAGAGGCUAGGCUGACUGUGAAUGCUCCCCCAGUAGUAACCACUCUGCAUUCUGCACCAGCCUUCCUGAGGGGCCCUGCCCGCCUCCAGUGCCUGGUAUUUGCCUCCCCCGCCCCAGAUGUUGUGGUCUGGACUUGGGAUGAGGGCUUCCUGGAGGCGGGGUCCAGAGGCAGGUUCCUGGUGGAGACUUUCCCAGCCUCAGAGGGUCCUGGGGGUCAGGGUCUAGGCCUGAUCUCUGUGCUGCAUAUUUCGGGGACUCAGGAGUCUGACUUUAAGAGGAGCUUCAACUGCAGUGCCCGGAACCGGCUGGGGGAGGGAAGCACUCAGAUCCACCUAAGCCGUAGAGACUUGCUUCCCACUGUGCGGAUUGUAGCUGGAGUAGCAGCUGCUGCCACGACUCUUCUUAUGAUCAUCACUGGGGUGGCUCUCUGCUGCUGGCGCCACGGCAAGUCCUCUUUCUCCAAGCAAAAGAACCUGGUGCGAAUCCCAGGAAGCAGCGAUGGCUCCAGUUCACGAGGUCCUGGGGAAGAGGAGACAAGCAGCAUCGAGCAUCGAGGUCCCAUUGUACCUGAUGGCCACAGUGACCUGGUUCUGGAUGAGAAAGAGGUUCUGGAGACCAAGGACCCAACCAAUGGUUACUACAAGGUUCGAGGGGUCAGUGUGAGCCUGAGCCUUGGUGAAGCUCCUGGAGGAGGCCUCUUCCUGCCACCCCCAUCCCCCCUUGGACUUCCAGGGACCCCUACUUUCUGUGACUUCAGUCCACACCUAGACAUGGUGCCCCCCUGCAGACUGUACAGAACUCGGGCUGGUUAUCUAACCACACCUCAUCCUCGAGCCUUUACCAGCUACAUCAAACCCACUUCCUUUGGCUCCCCAGACCUGAACUCUGGAAUGCCCCCCUUUCCAUAUGCUGCCUUGCCCACACCCACCCACCAGCGACUCCAGACUCAUGUGUGACCACUUUCCAAUUGAAGAGGCCUGAGAUCUUCAACUUGCCAUAGUGACUGUUCUGGAUUCUGAGGUGCCAGAACAAGUUGACAACCUUAGUCCUCCAAAACUGAAUACUGAGUGAAGGAGGAAAGGGCAUAACAAUUGCCAGGAUCAGCUCAGCCAGAGGGGAUGCCUCAGAUGGGAGCAAUACGGUCACCAUGUGCAUCUGUUCUCCUAUGUAAAAGACACUCAAGGUGGUGGGCAGACUUUUGCAGAGAGAUAAAGUGUGUGUGGGGGGAGGGGUGACAGGAGUAAGGAAUAGGACUGAAAGUCAUUUCUAGCUCUUGAGGGAAGGUAUUUCAAGAUGACCUCUGGCACUGACAAAGAAGGUAGUACAGGGCAUGUCAAAAUGAAAGACAACAGGUCUCAUCUUGUCCUGCCUUUCCUGGAACUUCAUUUGGCCACUGAAAGUGCUGCCAAGAUGGCCACCAUCUUGAUUCCAUCUACUUUCCUUACACACUCAGAAAAAUGUUGGGCCCAAGGAGUAGGGACAGGGUGAGAACUAUCACUGUGGAGGUGAAAGGGAAAUGGAAGAUAAGAAUAUUAAUGUUUAAUUAAAAAAGUCAAAGCA
Messenger RNA from Cavia porcellus (domestic guinea pig), 4287 nucleotides. RefSeq names its product kirre like nephrin family adhesion molecule 2 (gene Kirrel2). NCBI's taxonomy places the organism in Eukaryota, Metazoa, Chordata, Mammalia, Rodentia, Caviidae. Bases 1569 to 3683 code for a protein of 704 amino acids. Gene Ontology annotation, biological process: cell-cell adhesion. Gene Ontology annotation, cellular component: plasma membrane; cell-cell junction. Gene Ontology annotation, molecular function: cell adhesion molecule binding. The transcript has 14 exons. The record is from RefSeq and is a predicted model, not a curated record.